Molecule: messenger RNA, 1584 nt
Organism: Colletotrichum karsti
Lineage: Eukaryota; Fungi; Ascomycota; Sordariomycetes; Glomerellales; Glomerellaceae
Exons: 7
Coding region: 1-1584 (527 amino acids)
Molecular function (GO): oxidoreductase activity, acting on paired donors, with incorporation or reduction of molecular oxygen; iron ion binding; monooxygenase activity
Source: RefSeq, a predicted model, not a curated record
AUGCACUCGACAGGACCAAUCGUCCGUAUCGCACCGGGACAGUACAGUGUCGACAGCCUCGAUGCGGCGAAGACCAUUUACGGUCACGGCAGUCACUUCAGAAAGAAUGACUGGUAUUCUGUCUGGGGAGACCCGAGCCUACGAAACCAUUUCAGCGAGACGGACCCGAAAGCGCAUGCGAACUCCCGCCGGCAGGUUUCGAGCGUAUACUCCAUGUCGAACAUGGUAUCAUACGAGCCUUACGUCGAUGAGUGCACCGAGAUUCUGUCGCAGCGCUUCUCGGAGUUCUCUGCACAAGGGACCGUGAUCGACCUGGGUCACUGGUUCCAAUGCUACGCUUUUGAUGUCAUUGGCAAGAUCACUUUCUCAAGAAGAUUUGGCUGUCUUGACGCUGGCGGAGACCCUCAGCACGUCAUGAAGGAACUGGACGACUCCAUCCAGCUCUCCAGCGCACUCGGCGUUUACCCAUGGCUUUGGCCUCCUAUCUUCAAACUCCUCCAGCAGCUAGGCAAAGGGAAAGAACCCAAGGGAACCGCUUUCGUGGUCAAAUAUGCGGCGGAACAGGUCACUGCCAGACAGCAGGAAGAGAAGCCCGCGGAUGGACCCCAGGAUUUCAUCUCGAAGUUGGUGCAGGCUCAGAAAGAACGACCUGAAACGGUGACAAGCAUCGCCAUCCAGCUUGCCGGAGGUGCCAACAUCGCAGCUGGAUCAGACACCACGGCCAUUUCCCUCAGCGGAAUGAUGUACAACCUCUGCAAGCAUCCUCACGCGAUGCAGCGACUUCGGAAGGAACUGGAUGAUGCCGCGGCGGAUGGAUCCAUCUCGAACCCGAUCACUUUCAGAGAGGCUCAGGCGCUGCCGUAUCUCCAGGCUGUCAUUAAGGAGAGUCUUCGGGUUCACCCGGCAACUGGGUUCACGAUGCCCCGUGUUGUGCCGGAAGGCGGAAGGCAGCUUGCUGGAAGCUUCUUGCCUGAGGGUACGGUUGUGGGUAUCAACGCCUGGGUUGCCCACCACAACGAAGAGGUGUUCGGUCACGAUGCAGCGCAGUUCCGACCGGAACGAUGGAUUGACUCAUCCAAAGAGCAGAAGAGUGCAAUGGAGUCAUACUUCUUCACCUUCGGCCAAGGGUCCCGUACCUGCAUCGGCAAGAACAUCAGCUUGUUGGAGGUGUCAAAGGCAAUUCCUCGAAUGAUUCAGGAAUUCGAUUUCAUUUUGGAGAAGGAGGAUGACUGGCACUGCACCAACUACUGCAACAACCACCACUCUCACAAGACAAUCACCAACGAACAGCUUCUUGAAGCAUCACGAAACCAGUUCAAUCUCCAACAAAUCACACUCUUACAACCAACCAUCAACAUGCCUCGCGACGGAUCUGGUGCCUCUGACAACGCCGUUGAGGCCGGCCACGACAUCGUGCACGGUGCUGGCGUCGAGAAGUCCGACCACGUCGACCGCGCCGACAAGACCGCCCCCAUGCCCGAGAAGGAGGAGGGUCUCGCCAUCAAGGACCUGCCUGCCUCCGGAGGCACCAGCCAGGGCCUUGCCAAGGGCGACAACGUCGGCCAGGGAGGCCGCAGCAGCUAA